UCAAUAUAACCAGCGUGAUAACACAGUCAGGAAGAUACAGCGUGUGGAGAGAAUUUGCUGAAGUUUACAGCAUUUAACAAUGGAACAUUUUCAAAUGGAGGACGUCGAUGCUGACGACUGGCUUGUGGCGGAUCCGGAGCCAUAUCUGUUUGAACCGGAAUAUACCGAGGAGGAGCUAGCACAAAUGGACCGGGAGAGGGAAGAAACGCAGGAAGAUGAACCGGCUGGGGGCACCAUGAGGACACGGGCAAACAGCACUUGGUGGUGCCAGUGUAACUACUGUGCGCAAAUGUCAACAGAGGAAGAGAGUUUCUGCUGUACCGAAUGGGACCAGGUGCUACCUCCUGUUCAAUUAGAAGACACGACGCAAUGUAUCGCCGCAACAGAUGCCUUUGCUGCAAUGAUUCACCCAUCAGUUGUGGACUUCUUCUUCAGACGUGACAAAAUCAACUGGAAAAAACGACACACGCCCAGUGGGCCUGAUGGCCAGCUAUCCUCAGAUCAACAGAGAUUGGUGUCCUACCGAAUAGUGCUGGAAUGGGGACUGCGCGGUGAAACUCUAGGAAGAGGACAUCGCAAACCCUUACCAUCAUGUGUCGUCGAGGCUAUACGGCAGCGAUACCCCUCCGAGUCCGGUGUGUACCAUGGAUUCCAAGAAGUGCAGGAAGCUGCGGAUCUGUAGAUACACUGGACUUGUAACUUGGCUGUGGGCUGUUUUGGGAGUGGGACGCUUCUGAUGGCUCACGCUGACCUUUGUCAGUCUGUAUAGACCUAGAACCUAGAACUACCAACAUGAAUAGGCGGGGGCUUUGAUGGUUAGCCAGCGCCUGUGUAUUUCCUUGAAGUUACAGAAGGA
Messenger RNA from Engraulis encrasicolus (European anchovy), 856 nucleotides. RefSeq lists its product as uncharacterized. The record is from RefSeq and is a predicted model, not a curated record. The transcript is spliced from 2 exons. Lineage: Eukaryota; Metazoa; Chordata; Actinopteri; Clupeiformes; Engraulidae. Bases 80 to 682 code for a protein of 200 amino acids.